AUGAACAACGCGGCCGCGGCCAUGCACGCUGGAGGCGCCGAUACCACGGUGUCGUCCGUCACCGGUCUUGUCCUAGCUAUGACGCUUUCCCCGGUGGUUCUUAAGAAGGCGCGAGAAGAAAUCGAUGAGGUUAUUGGUGUUGACAGGCUGCUACAUGCUGAUGCUCUGGUGAAAAAGAUUUACGAUGGCCGCCUGUUAGACCCCAUCGGUGUGGACGACGGGCCCAUUGUCGUGUCCUCCUUUGCGCUAUCUCCAACAACAAGAAUCCUUGUUUUUCCACUAGUAUCGAGGCAAAUAUCGUAG
Molecule: messenger RNA, 303 nt
Organism: Ilyonectria robusta
Lineage: Eukaryota; Fungi; Ascomycota; Sordariomycetes; Hypocreales; Nectriaceae
Exons: 1
Coding region: 1-303 (100 amino acids)
Molecular function (GO): iron ion binding; monooxygenase activity; heme binding
Source: RefSeq, a predicted model, not a curated record